Messenger RNA from Tremella mesenterica DSM 1558, 3345 nucleotides. RefSeq lists its product as uncharacterized. The record is from RefSeq and is a predicted model, not a curated record. The transcript is spliced from 10 exons. Bases 1 to 3345 code for a protein of 1114 amino acids. NCBI's taxonomy places the organism in Eukaryota, Fungi, Basidiomycota, Tremellomycetes, Tremellales, Tremellaceae.
AUGGCUGUCAUUCCUUCACAUUCCCCGUCAGCAGCGCUCCAAGGACGUAUCCUCCCUCAUCUCAUUCGAACGCUACCUCCAUCCGCUACGCAGAUCCCAGUUGGUCCCCACGCUGAAUAUCCUAUCUCCCCGGAGCAGCUCUCGAACCUGCGUAUAAUCCUCCGUAUACUUGCGAGCCAGUCAUUGGUCAAAGUCACCGAGCUUCGAUCCUCUCAAUAUGCCAUAGAUUCCUCAAACCCGUCCUCCAGACUCCCUCAUCCUCCAACUUUACCCUUACAACUUCUUCUCCGUAUCCCUGACCAUCACCUCACUGUUGAAACCCUUCUCGAUUGUAUCAUCGCAUAUCGUAAUCUUCCUUCUGUCGUCAACAGCGUUGUGGAGCGGGUACCGGCUCAAACCAUAGAGGAAUUUCGAGAGGUAGUCACGUCAAUCACUAUGCGGCUGGCAAGUUUUGCUUCGACGAAGACCAAGCCCAACGGUACCAACGGGGAGGAAAGUGACUUGGCAAGGAUAGGAAGAGCGGUGAUAACUUUGCUGAGUAUAGUUCGCUCACACCCUCUUCUCCUCGCUCUUGUUCUGGAAGAAGCAUCCGGUGUCUUUCCUUCUCUAGGCAGGAUCUAUGCGGCCUUGAACGACCUUUCGACGGACGGGCAGGGAGGGGUAAGAAUUUUGGUACUUCAAAUCAAAGAAUAUCUCCUAUCCCUUGUUCACACUUUACUAGACAAAGUAAGAAACCAGCCAACGAGCUAUACAACACUCAAGUCACUCAUCACCAUUGGCUCAGAAGAAGGGAGGACGUUGUUGGACAUGGGUCUCAAAGGCGAUUAUGAGGCUAUCUUCGAGCGUGGGGAGAUUGGAGAUGAGGAGAGGGAGAUAUUGCACAGUUUGAGGGAAGUUGUGACUCAAGACCCUAGAGUCGAGGUCGUUCUCUCCCUUUUUCCUCACCUUCCGCCAAAGAUGAUCGUGUCAGCCCUCAAUCAUCCUCGUUACUCCUCUUCGUCUUCGUCCCACAGCCCAGAGGAGGCUGCCGCGCCCCUCAUCGAGGCAAUUCUAGGAGGCGGGAUAGACCUGCCUCCUGAACUGGCGGAUCUCAAAGCCACUUUGUGCCGAGACUUGGGGCCAAACGAGGGACGCGCUGGCGCCGUUUCGGCAUCGGUGACAAACAACGCAGGCAGUGACGGACAGAGGGAGAAGGAGAGAAAAGACGAGAGGAGAAACAUAUGGGAUGCUGAACUGGACAUGUCGAGAUUGAAACUAGGAAAAGAUGACACAACCUUACCGCAGCUGGGGAAUGCUAUACCAGAUCAUCUACGAGAGUCUAUACUCCGUCUCGUAGAGUCUCAAGAGGAAGAAGCUGCAGCUCAGGAAGCCGCCAUAGCCGAGGCGCAUGCUUGGGUCACCCCUUCCGAUGGAGAAAGAGUGGGUUCUUUGACUGUGGGAAAUGGUGUCAGAUCAGGAUCAGGACGUCGGUCUGAAAUAUGGGUUGAAAAUACGACAUUAGGGGAUGAGACGGGUUUGGAGGAUGAUGCGGCCUUUGUGAUGAUGAUGGCCGCGAGUGGGGAAAGCAGUGAGCCGGACGAAACUUCGGGCAGUCAUAAGAUAACUCGAAAGCCCAGAAACGCUCCUACUACCCAGUACAACGUCGAUCAGCAGACUCGUCUCGAGUUGGCUUAUCUCACCAACCCUGCGCUCUUCGACAGAGACGCGAACACGAGACGCAGCGAGAAACGGAAGAAGCUAAAGGAAGAAACUGGACUGGAUGAUUCACAGUUGGAAGGGUGGAGGAUUCAUUUGGAGAGGAACCCACACAAAGAAGCCAUUCUCGCAAGACAUCAAUACAUUCCCAUACCCAAUAAUGCCUAUCUUCCCGAAGCUCCAGAGUCAUCAGCAUCGCAUAUCAGCGGGCGUGGUCGUGGAGGUGGAGGUGGAGGUGGUCGCGGUAGAUCGCGAGGUAGGGGACAUAGUUGGGGAGGCAGCACCGGUGGUCAUUUAGGAGACAUCAGUGACGGAGGAAGUCGGGGUGGCGGGAGUGGUAAUGAACGUGGCGGAGGUCGUGGACGUGUUGACACGGAGAAAGUAUUUACUCGUACUUGGCAAGAAACGAACGACAGGAUGUCUACUCAAAAUCAACUGGGUGAACUUGUACCUCUUUUGAGAACGGCCUUGAUGGCUCAUACAUCCAUUCCGGAGGUGCGAGAAGCUUGGAAUAGUCUCGAACCUGUGUUGGAAGCUUCUCUAGGUGAUUUGGCUCGUAAUGAUAGGAUAGAAGGAACAAACCCUGAGCCCGUUCCAUCUGUUUCUUCUGGAUUGGAACCAGUAUCUCCUCUUUUGUUAUCAGAACCUCAAGAUGAUCUAGAAUCUAAAGAAUCCACAAUUGAACGAACCUCACCUCCGAUCACUCCCGUCCCUGUACAAUCAAACCAAACUCCUGACAACCGGACCCAUCUCACAAUCCCUCUUCCAACUCACACUUUGAUCAUCUCUUCCAUUCAAAAUUCUCUCACACAUCUUUCAAACUUGACCAUCUCCUCUUCUCAAGCUAUCCAAAGACACGUGAUACCUCCUACUGGAUUACUAUCCGUUCAAGCAGGUUCUCCACUAUCACGUAUCAUCUCAAAACGUCCAUCUAUCCGUCUUUCCGAUGAAUGGGAACAAUCCGUUUUGGUUCCACAAGAUGGGUAUGACCAAGAUCAAGAUAGGAAUCAUGUAAUUGCUCAAGAUGGAUUUUCUCAAGGUUACCAAAGGAAUCAUGAUGAUGGGAAUGUAAUGGGUUUGACACGAGGAGAAAGGUUUGUGGAGGGUCUGAAAAGUAUCGUUGAAUGGACAUUGUCUUUGUCCAUCGGAGGAAUAUUGUUUUUCUUCGUCUUUGCGAGUUUAUGGAUUGUCACUAGGACUUGGGCGGUUGAAAAAGCUUUCGCAGCAGUAUUCUCGACUUUUUCACUCUUUUUCAUCCUCUUAUGGAUCUUGGUGAUACUUACCAAAGGUCCCAUCCGUCUUUUCCAUCGUCAUGGGUAUAUCAAUUCGGAACAUUCCGGAUCUCCCAUCCCAUCGAACCAUUUGAGCGGAGUGGAAGGCUCGAGUGAUCGUGGUGGACAAAGAGUUGGGGAGGGUGUGAUGGAGGGACGAGUAGUUAGAGAAGUAAUCCGGGAUGUGCAAGUGGAGGAAGGUGAGGGUAUUGGGCAGAAGGGAAAAUUUGGAGGAAGUGCGGGAAGUGGGAAAUUCCCACAGGGGAAAAACAGGAAUGAACAACCUGAACAAUGUGAGAAUGGGGAUGAAGGGAUGGAAGGUAGAGGUGAUAUUGUUUUACCCCCUUCUCCCCAGUUAGAAUUAGGCAAGGGCCAUUGA